This is a messenger RNA of Paramuricea clavata, 297 nucleotides long. NCBI's taxonomy places the organism in Eukaryota, Metazoa, Cnidaria, Anthozoa, Malacalcyonacea, Plexauridae. The record is from the annotation of a GenBank genome assembly.
AUGGCUGGCCUCAAAACCAAAAGUCAAAGUGUUGUUCACCAUAUAAGUGUGAGUAAUAAGUACUCUUCCUUGCAAAUUGAAGACGACGAUGAGGCAGUAACGAGCAGUGACGCUGGAAAUAAUCAAACCUUAGUUCCCAAGAAGACUCCAACUAUAGACCACGAAAAGAAAAGACGAUUGAACAAUACCCGAAGAAACAUCCAAGACGCAAAGCAAAAUUCCUUACCAAUGAGCAAUCAACGUGACAACAUCCAACCGAGAAAACAACAAUGUGAUGUGGCUUUGGUGCAUGGGUGA